Messenger RNA from Aricia agestis (brown argus), 1536 nucleotides. Its product is annotated as cytochrome c oxidase assembly protein COX15 homolog. Gene Ontology annotation, biological process: heme A biosynthetic process. The record is from RefSeq and is a predicted model, not a curated record. Gene Ontology annotation, cellular component: mitochondrial inner membrane. Gene Ontology annotation, molecular function: oxidoreductase activity, acting on NAD(P)H, heme protein as acceptor. NCBI's taxonomy places the organism in Eukaryota, Metazoa, Arthropoda, Insecta, Lepidoptera, Lycaenidae. The transcript has 9 exons. The coding region runs from base 96 to 1358 and encodes 420 amino acids.
AAAACUCAUGAAUAUCUCUAAUUAAAAUUUUAUGUUAUACGAGAAAUAUAAACAUAAGUGACUUAGUUUGAAGCUCAUAACUGUUCUGUCUCGAGAUGUUGCUGCAGCUGCAUCGAUGUUGUCAACACUUUAGAGUGGGGCCCAGUAGAUUAUUAGUUUCCAAUUCUGCCCUGCACUCGCGUGUCGCCUCUCGCCAGCUGAUAACAUGUGCCCGUAGCAAUAGAAAUGAAGUUUUAAGGUUAAGCGACAAAAUCAAGCAGUGCAGUAUAAUCGCACGACUAUGUUCCACAUCCCCAAAGCCGAAGACCCCCAAGGUUGUGGGGUACUGGCUGCUCGGGUGCAGCGGGAUGGUGUUCACGGCCGUGGUGCUAGGUGGUGUCACCCGUCUCACAGAGUCCGGUCUAUCCAUGGUGACAUGGAAACUGCUAGGAGAGAAACUCCCCACAACGGAGGAAGAGUGGAAGAGUGAGUUUGAGCGGUACCAGCAGUUCCCAGAGUAUAAAUAUAAGAACAUGAACAUGACCCUGUCAGAGUUCAAGUGGAUAUGGUGGAUGGAGUACGCGCACCGCAUGUGGGGCCGCGCGAUAGGGGCUGCAGUCUUCCUGCCCGCUGCGCUCUUCUGGGCCACCAAGAAACUGGAUAAGGGCAUGAAGAUAAGGGUUGCGGCGUACUGCGGGCUUGUUGCUGCACAGGGCCUAAUGGGCUGGUACAUGGUGAAAUCCGGUCUCGAAGACCGCUUCGAGGGUCCCAACGACGUGCCGCGAGUGUCACAAUACCGGCUGGCAUCCCACCUGGCGCUGGCCUUCACGCUUUACGCCGGUCUCCUGGGCGGAGCGCUCAGGGUGCUUCGCCCCGCUGCCGGAGCCCUGCAGCAGGUGCAGGGCCUGAAGGGACUGACGGCGUGCGCGCAUGGAGUUAAAGCGAUGGUGUUUAUUACGGCUAUAUCAGGUGCAUUCGUAGCGGGUCUCGACGCUGGUCUCGUGUACUCGUCGUUCCCGAAGAUGGGCGAGCACUGGGUGCCGCCGGAGGUGCUGCAAAUGACGCCCACACCGCGGAACUUCACUGAGAACCCCGUGACCGUGCAGCUCGAUCAUCGUAUACUGGGUACGAGUACGCUGGCGCUGGCUACCGGCGUGUGGCUGCUGGCGCGGGGCAAGAAGCUACCGCCGACCGCCAGGAACGCGGCGGUCGCUGUUGGUGCGAUGGCUUGGUUGCAGGUGACGCUUGGCAUAUCAACUCUGCUGUUGCACGUACCGGUAUCGUUGGCGGCGAUGCACCAGGCGGGCUCGCUGGCGUUGCUGACGCUGGCCGUGCGACUCACACACGAGUUGAAACUACUGCGGUAUAUACCCAAGUAGACGAAGACUAGUAGAUAUGUUACCGAUAAUGUUCUUUUCUACAAGGUGUAACAAAACUAAGUUAUAAUAUUAUACUUUAGAGUUAAGCGUAUGUUAUGUGUAGGCGUCUCUUGUAUAGAGUUUUUCUCGCCGGGGUUAGUUCCCGAACCGGUGUUAGGCACCGUGUAGACAUUCUGAA